Molecule: messenger RNA, 1005 nt
Organism: Tetrapisispora phaffii CBS 4417
Lineage: Eukaryota; Fungi; Ascomycota; Saccharomycetes; Saccharomycetales; Saccharomycetaceae
Exons: 1
Coding region: 1-1005 (334 amino acids)
Biological process (GO): protein peptidyl-prolyl isomerization
Cellular component (GO): nucleus
Molecular function (GO): RNA binding; peptidyl-prolyl cis-trans isomerase activity
Source: RefSeq, a predicted model, not a curated record
AUGAGUGUACUGUUAGAAACUACCGCUGGUGAUAUUGUAAUUGAUUUAGCUUACAAUGAAUUCCAAUUAGAAGCAUAUAACUUUUUAAAGCUCUGUAAGUGUAACUAUUAUAAAUAUCAAAAAAUUGUUAAGAAUGGCGAUGAGAUAAACUUUGGCGACCCAAUUAUUGGAUUCAAAGAACGUAAUGAUCAAUUAGUUUAUGAGACUUCCAUUAACGGAUUACUAGAUGUAUCAGAAGAAACUACCUUAGUUCCUAAAUUAAUUAAAACUACUUCCAAAAACAGCGAUAAUUCAACGGGGGAAACUGGACUUGAAAAGGGUUCCAUUGCCUUUAAGGUAAUUAAACAAGAUGGUAUUGAUUUAAUUGGAUCGAAAGUAGUACUGAAACUUGUCAGUUGCUUAUAUCCUGCUAAAGAGCUGGCUUAUUUUGGGAACGUUCCAAGACAAUAUUGGGAGGUUUUAGAUAAAUUUAUGCAAUUGGAUGAUAAGAUGGAAAUUCGAGUGAAAAACAUAUUGAUAAUAAGGGAUCCAUUUCCAGAUCCUGAAGGGUUUCAACAGUUUGAUGUACCACUGCCGAUAGGUGAUGUGGAAUUACCUAGUGAAUUAAUAGAGAAGCAUCAAGCAAAAUCCAAAAUGAGUUUAUUGAAAAGUGAAAUAGAAAACCAAGAAUUAGCAUUAGAAAUUAUUGGUGACAUUCCAUCAAGUACGAUUAAGCCACUCAAAACUGUUUUGUUUGUGUGUAAGUUGAAUGCGAUGACCAAUGCAAAGGAUUUAGCUCAAAUAUUUAGCAGGUUUGGACAGAUCAUAUCUGUGGAAAUCGUAAGAGAUAAAGAUACAGGAAGAUCCUUGGGUUAUGGAUUUAUAGAAUUUGAUAGUGAGGGUGCCGUUGAGCUAGCAUAUAGUAAUAUGGAAGGUGUAAUAAUAGAUGACAAGAAGAUUCAUGUUGACUUCAGCCAAAGUGUCAGCAAACUUGCAAGCCAAUGGACUUGCGGCAAAAAUAAAUAA